Molecule: messenger RNA, 1032 nt
Organism: Rangifer tarandus platyrhynchus (Svalbard reindeer)
Lineage: Eukaryota; Metazoa; Chordata; Mammalia; Artiodactyla; Cervidae
Source: the annotation of a GenBank genome assembly
AUGACGGCGGCCGUGCUCCGGGAGGGCGUGCUGGAGAAGCGCAGCGGCGGGCUGCUGCAGCAGUGGAAGCGCAAGCGUUGCGUGCUCACCGAGCGCGGGCUGCAGCUCUUCGCGGCCAAGGGCGCCGGCGGCCGGCCCAAGGAGCUCAGCUUUGCCCGCAUCAAGGCCGUGGAGUGCGUGGAGAGUACCGGCCGCCACACCUACUUCACGCUGGUGACCGAGGGCGGCGGGGAGAUCGACUUCCGCUGCCCGCCGGAGGACCCGGGCUGGAACGCGCAGAUCACGCUCGGCCUGGUCAAGUUCAAGAACCAGCAGGCCAUCCAGACCGUGCGCGCCCGGCAGAGCCUCGGCGCCGGGGCGCUGCUGCUUUCCUAUUACUGUUAUUAUUGUACUGUUGGGCUUCCCUGGUGCCACAGAGCGCUGGUCCCGAUUUCCGGUUCUGCGCCUUCCGCCUCAGCUGUCUCUCCUCCUCCUUCUUCUCAGAGAAAACCCAAGAUCACUGCCUCCCGCAAACUCCUGCUGAAGAGCCUGAUGCUGGCCAAAGCCAAGGAGUGCUGGGAGCAGGAGCACGAGGAGCGCGAGGCUGAGAAGAAGCGCUACCUGGCGGAGCGCAUCCCCGCGCUGCAGACCCGCGGGCUGUCGCUCAGCGCCCUGCAGGACCUGUGCCGUGACCUGCACGCCAAAGUGGAGGUGGUGGACGAGGAGCGAUACGACAUUGAGGCCAAGUGCCUGCACAACACCAGGGAGAUCAAGGACCUGAAGCUCAAGGUGCUGGACUUGCGCGGGAAGUUCAAGCGCCCCCCGCUGCGGCGUGUGCGCGUCUCCGCGGACGCCAUGCUGCGCGCCCUGUUGGGCUCCAAGCACAAGGUGUCUAUGGACCUGCGCGCCAACCUCAAGUCCGUGAAGAAGGAGGACACAGAGAAGGAGCGUCCCGUGGAGGUGGGCGACUGGAGGAAGAACGUGGAGGCCAUGUCUGGCAUGGAGGGACGCAAGAAGAUGUUCGAUGCCGCCAAGUCCCCGACCACCCAGUAG